Messenger RNA from Periconia digitata, 1377 nucleotides. NCBI's taxonomy places the organism in Eukaryota, Fungi, Ascomycota, Dothideomycetes, Pleosporales, Periconiaceae. The record is from the annotation of a GenBank genome assembly.
AUGUACACUUGUGCAUGGUCCAACAUUCAAUGUGCACGCACGGCCAGCACCCUGUGUUCACGUGACCAUCCCUCUUGGCAGCCACUUCGGUAGAUCUACACCUAAACAACAAUGAGUUGAGAGUGCUCCUAGGCGUGAUGAGUCGGCGCAAUUCAUAGUUGCAUUUGGUGAGGAACUAAUAGAGGUAGAUGCUGAAUAGAGAAGCAUGUCCCUUUGCUAUUUGUACUCGUCCACCCAACUGUCGUUGAAAAAAAUAAGUCGCGUACCAGGAUGGUCCCUGUAUCCAUCAAAUUUUCUAUACUUUGUUUGACCAUGUUAUAUAUACGGAUGCUCCAUCUUGCACUAAAAUAAAUCAUAUCUUGAGUCUGUGGUGAGAUGCGCACGUAAUUGCCCUACUAUUGUACUUUAAUUCACCUUUAAGCUGACUCCCUAUAUCAAUCCCACUUUUUCACUCUCCCGAUUGGCGUUUCCCCCCAACCCUCACCGCUACUGCAUAUCAACGCCGGCUUCGUCAUGGGCAUCAAACGUUCACGCCAGGAUUCUGUUUCCUCUUCAGAUCAUCUGCCCUCCCUACCAACAUCCAGAGAACAAUCUGUAGACAACAAGAUCCUUCACCUCGACUCUCAUCAAGAUCGCCCUGCCGUCAUGAAAUGCUCGCUGCCACCCCACCCCCCGCUCGAGUUUCAGGACUACGAUGAUUAUCAUGUCCACUACCAACAAUCCCAUCUGAACCGCUGUUCUGAAUGUCACAAAAACUUCCCCGAUGAUCAUUUUCUCUCGUUACAUAUCUGUGAGGUUCAUGACUCUUACAGAGCCGCUAAGGCCGCUCAGGGAGAGAAAACUUUCGCUUGUCUGGUUCCAACUUGCGACCGCUUCUGCUCAACCCCGCAAAAACGGCGGCUACACUGUAUCGACAAACAUCACUUCCCAAAAGACUACGACUUUUUUAUUGUAAAGGAUGGCAUUGAUCAAAGGAGCUCCAUGUUGCGACCUCAUCGCCGACGAUCAAGUACAGUGAACUCGACCACUUCGACGCCGAGCAGGAAACGAGGUGAUAGUGUGAACGCAGCCAAAGUGGAUGCAAUGCAGAUAGUCAACGAUGACGAGGAAGACAGUGAUGAGGACGAUGAGGAAGAUCAAGAGCCCGCUCAAAGCGAAGACAAAGUCAAACGUACGCCUGUAAAACUUCGUGGUCGCGGAGGGUUUAGCCAUCCCAGAGGCGGGGGUCGUGGUCGCGGCGGCUCAACAUCAGCUCUCGAAAAUCCACCACCAGAAUCUACCGAUCCGAUUGAGAGUCUUACCUCGCGUAUGUCUUCGCUACAGUUCAUACCCCAUAGUUUGUAUGCUCGGGGUAGAGGAAGAGGCAGGGGUAUUUAG